GCUUUGAUUCUGGAUCAGCGCUCUAACAGAGUGAGUACGGUACUCACGUUGGGUGUUCCGGUAACGUCAGAAGACCCGCUGAAAUUCAAAGUUGGAGGAGGAGACUGAAAACAAACAACACGAAAAUAGUUUCUUGGUUUCUGUCAGUUGGUUCUGACUUGUUCAACACAGACUGGAGUUUCAGCUCUUAAGGUAAGAUCAAAACGACUUUGCUCGGUAUAUUUCAACACUAACGGCACAUUUUCACUUCAUGAAGUAGCGAGACAUUUUGUUCGACCAGAGUUAGCUCGUGGUAAGCUAGGCUAACGUCAAGCCAAACUGAUAUGUUGAGAAGUGAACAAACCAAAGUUUACUCCGAGUGCAGUGUUGAAAACAUUAACUUGCUGAAUUGCUUCUUUAAUUGGCUGAUAUUUUCAGCAUAUAGGUUUUAUCUGUGUUAACAAUGCCUACAAGUUAGUUCUCCACCGAGCAGCAUGUACAACCUGUUUUCAUGGAUUUGAAAUGACAACGCCCUGCUCAGUCAGUUUAUUCAGGAUAGUACACCCAUAUCGGAUUUUAAUAAUAUCUCAUGUGCUGAUAUAUAAACUCAGUUUGGCUGCUUACCAACACAGAUGGAGACACUGAUUUAACUACAUCAUUGGUUCAAGGCAGCUGGCAUAAUCCACCAUGUUGAUGGGCUAGAAAUGAAUUUUGUGAAUUCACUGAUUUUCUUGUUGCUCCUUAACGUUUGGUUGUUUGCUGUUUUAUUUCUUGGCUUUGGUGGAUGACUGAAGUAGAAGCUGCUGACAGGUUUUUGAUGGCACAACCCUUUCCACUCUCCUUAAGAUCUCUUGGCAUGUUCACAUCGACUGUUCUUGAGACACUCAGUCUUACAGGAUCAGUUUGUGCUCCUCCCUCCUUCACCUGUGCUUCACAAGCAUUUCAAAUACCUAACCCACUGUCUAUUUGACAAUGAAAAUACCUCCAUACAGCAGACACGCUCACUGUUUUCAGUGUUAGCUUUCAACUAGGGCUGGGCGAUAAAACGAUAAUAAUAUGAAAAAUUAAUUUCCCUCAAUAUGAAUAUAAAACAUGGUAAAUAUACUUUUCAAUAGUCGGAAUUCUGCCAUGUUUUGGUAGACUAUACGAAUAGCAACUGAAAAGGGGAGUUGCUCCAGGUCUGCUUCGCACUGAACCAAUCAUGUGCUGAGUCAGAACCAAGUAGCAAACAACUGCGUAGUAGUGGGCUGCAGCUACACACAACCAUAGCGCUUUAACAGGUGAAGCCGACAGCACUGUCAGUGAAAGAGAAAGAAAAUGAGCGCUUCCCCUGCAGAAAUGCAGAUGAAGGCUCAACAGAUGACGACGUUGUCGACAACACUGGUAUGAAAAUGCCGGUGAUGUGGAGGGUUUUUUUUUUUUUUUUUUUUUUUUUUUUUGGAGGUCAGACAUGAAGCGGGGUAAUGUGCACUGCAAAUUAUGUCGAGUACAUGUUCUCGCAAAGUCGGGAAAUACCUCAAAUCUUUUUCACCAUCUGAAGCAGUGCCAUGCGGCAGAGCAUCCACAAUGCAAAAGGUUACAAACCCCGAGCGGAGCAAGGAGUCCAUGGCACCUGUGCAGCCAAAACAGCCGACCAUUCAGUCCACUUUCUCUAGCGCAAUGCCUUACGACAAAAUGUCGAAGAGACACAAAAACCUCACAGAUGCAGAAGCUUAUUGUAUUGCAAAAGACAUGCUACCAAUAAGCACAGUUAAAUUCAGUUUUUAAUAUCUUGAUAUAUAUUGAUAUCGACUGAUAUGAAAAAAUAUAUCGUGCUAAACUUUUUGCCAUAUCGCCCAGCCCUACUUUCAACAUGCGCUCAUAAUGUGUCACCUGUUUGUUAUUUUCUUAAACUUUUUUAAGGCUGCCAUCUGCAGAUACCAAUACUCUUCAAUCCAAUCUUUCUCUGUAGCUCAUCCCACCAUAGAAAUCUUGCAGAGCGCCUCUUUGUAGGAAGAAAAUUUAGCAGCAGUGUAGACUGCCAUGACUUGGCUGUACAAGAUCUGGUUUUGACUAUGACUCUGAACUGAAGCUAGCUAAUCACGUCCAGCUUCUGAUGACAAAAUCUGGGAAUCUGACGUGACAGGUCAGAUUCCCAGGUCCCAUUACAAACCACAUUGACUUCGAGGACCUGAACUAAGAGGCUACGGUCUCUCUAAAACACACUUUCAGGAUUGUGUAACCUGUAGUCUAUUUGUGAAAAUUCAAAAAGGACACUUUUGUAAUUUAAAAAAACAUCUGAUUCGACCAGAUCCUGACUCAGAACCCCAUUAUUUAGACUUAACAGAUGUAUGAGAUCCUGUGGUUCUGGAUCAAGACCUUGUCCAGUUUGGUCUGGGGCUGGGCAGAAAAAAGCUCCUAAAUUGCCCUCUCCUCACGUUUUCAGAAAUUGGACAAAGGUUUUUAUAAAGGUGAAACUCUGUUUAUAAUUAGAUUGCUCCCUCUCCAAAAUAGACCAGUUCUGACAUGCCUGGAUGUUGUGAUUCUUGAUCAGAACCUGGUCUAAUUUGGUCCUGAGGCUAAAAGGGUGAAAAUGCUUAUUGCCUCAAAUGAGUGUGUAACUUUUCUGUUUUUAUAGUUCAUUAUGGACGCUGGAGAGGGAAGUAGUGGCAUCACCAGUUUGAAGAGACAGAGAGCCCCCCUGUCAGUUUCAGAAGAUAACGCCCUCACACGAUCAGGUUUGUUUUAGUCUGUACUACCAGCACAACACGGUCAAAUAAGUUUCCACAGUUGAUUUUACAAUUAACUUACGUAACUGUGCGUCUUCUUAUCACAUUUCUCAGAGGACAGUGAUGGCCAGAAGCGGCGACGCCUGGAGCCAGCUGGUCAGGAGAACUGUAGUCCUAAAGCAUCCACCUCCACUGGGCGCCGAGCAGAACUAGAGACAAAGCCAGACACACCAAUGGUUCCCUCGGUCCGGUCUCGAGUCCGGCUCCUCACACAGAAUCAAGAGGGUAAUACCAGCCUUGAUUAACCUCUUAUCUUUGCCCUCUCUGUUUUUUUAGCAGAAAGGAUGGGCUGAAUAUCAGGAGUAUUGCUUUUUUUCCUUAAUACAGCACAAGAUAAAAAGCAACAGACCACUGUUUAUAUCCCACAGCACCAAAAACUUCCACAUUGAGUUCAUACCAUUUAACCAGAUUCAACCUGUUUUGGAAGAAAACCUAUUCUCAGUUUCUUUAACUAGACUGAGUUACUGUUGACAUAAGAGCACCUCAAAGUACUGUCUGAGGAUAUACCAUAUGUGUACAUAGGUGGGUGUGCAAGUGUUGUACUUAACUAAGGGCAGGUUUUACUCAAAGUGAGGGCGUAUUAUAGCAGGCUCUCAACAAUCAAACUGUUUUUUUCUGCAUGUAGGAAAAGCUAAAAUGAAUUCUGCAGUUUGAAACAGCAAGUGUUUUUGGUUUUAGGGUCUGCUCCUCUGGCGCAGCGCUGCCUGUCUGAUCCUGGCACUGUCAGCUCAUCAGCCAUCAUCCAAGACAAGAGUUUCCGAGAGCAUCUUCUUGGUGAGGAUGCCUUUAAGUACAAGAUUUUUCCACAUAGGUAUUUGUAUCUAUACUAGGUGAUUAGAUCACAAGAGGUCAUCACCAAGUAUGAGAAAUCUCAGUUUGCUUCAUCAUGCAUCUCAAUCAUUUAAAUGUAAUUCAAUUAAGUUAUCGAAUAACAGUUGGUUUCUUUUUAUGUUUGACGAUUUCUCUGUGUGAAUGUUUUCUCUUCAGGUGAGGGAGAAUUUCAUCAGCGUAUGGAGCUGUUUAAAGAGCCAGUCUCCCAGAAUAGCUGUGCUCCCACACCGAGCUCUGCCAACCCCUGUCCCAGGACCACCUCCAACUUUGUGUCUGACAUUCAGCAGAAACUCCAGGGUUCCACAACACCUAGCUCCAAGCAGGCUGUGCGCAUGCGCCAGGUGUGUCCUUUUUAUUAAUUUAUUUUUCUUUCCUUAGUGGAGAAAUUACUGCUCAACCUGGAGAAACUAUAUGAGGUGUAGGAGUAUCAAAAAUCUAAGAGGAGGUUAUCCGCACACUAAAUCAGUGCAGUUUUCUCUAAGCUUUCAGCUCUUCAGGCUUCCAGUCAGAGUAUAGAUGCCAAACAAUGAACAGGCAGGUUUGAGGAGGGGACAAUUUGCAUCAUGGGUGUGCAGCCGACAAAUCUGCAGCACCUGCAUGUCGCUCUCAUGUUAAUAUGGACAGAAAUCUCAGAGGACUGUUUUUAACACCUUGUUGAAAGCAUGCCUCAAAGAACUAAGGCGUUUCUGAAGGCAAAAAAGGCCUCCAACCUGGUGCUUGAGCGGUGUACUUAAUAAAGUGGCCAGUGAGUGUUUGUACUGUAUCUUUACUCCGGGGUUGUCUCUUUUCAAGAGUUAAAAAUAAAUAAAUAAAAAAGCAACUAAUAAAAUGUAUAAUUGUAGAAAAUGCUUUAUGAUUUCAUAUUUUGUUUUUGUCAUUUCCUGUGUUCAUCAUGCUGCACCUCUUUUGUUCCAUAUAUGAAGUGGGUCUCAUUUUGAUGCUUUAAACUUAAGCAAGACCUACAUACCCCAAUGAGCGGGGUUUCUACUACAAGGCUGUGCACACAGUGUGGGACUAUCCCCUCCUAAAACGUGCCUGUCCAUUCUUUGGCAUGUAUACUCUGAUUGAAGGCCUGAGGAGCUGAAAGCCUAGUACACUGAAAAUCGCACUAAGUGUGUAGACAUCCUUCUUUUUACUUUUACUUUUUUUUUUCUCUUCACAAAAUGCCAUAGUGACAGCUUCAUUAUGGAGUGGUGGUGAGUGCUGGAAGCAAAGUGAUAUGAAUAAUUUAAACCCCAGAAAUUGUGAUACAAGUAAAUCUGUAUUCCUCAGUGAUGUUUGUUGAUCUCUUGACAGUUGAAACCCAAACUAAGGGUAUCAGGACCUUUUUAAAAGUGUGAAUUUGAGAGGAGAAUAUUUCUUCAGCUCUCGUACAGAGUAAAUUUGACCUUUGACAUUGUUUCCUUGUUCAGGAGCGAGCACAGGAGUUGAGCCAGUUGCAGUUUCAUCCAAUCAGUCAGAAUGCCUGGUUGAAAAAGAGCAGCUCUGAUCCAUCAUUAACUCAGGUGAGACAUCAUCAGGGAUUUUACUGAUUUGCUGAGUCCUAUUCAUUUUUAUGUCUCAUGUAAGUAGAUUUGUAUUCAUUAGUCACCAGUUCAUGGAUGGCUGGGAAGAACAUGUACGUGGCUUAAUUGUUCUUUCUUUGCUGAUACUUAAUUUCUGUUUACUCAGCGUUAUAGUUCCUGAUUUACUGCCACAGAAAGAAGGAGAAUCUGUUUUUUUUGUGCUGUUAUAAGAGAAUUUGGUCCCUGUGUAAGAUGUUGAUUCAACAGACUUUGAUGGCUUCGUGUUAAUUUGAGUUUUAAUUAAUUGUAAAUUUAAAUCUUGAAACCAAAUGAAAACUGUUCUCAUUCUAAAUUCGAUUUCAACAACAUUUUAUAAAAUGCUUUGACAGGAACAACAAAAUGAGUCUAAAAAGUCAUGUUACUAUCCUAACCCUAGAGUCUUUCAAACAUAAAGGUAGGAAGAGGUUCAUCACUCUGUGAGAGACCGAGUGAGAAAGUAGUUUUAGCAAAUCCAGCAUAAUGUUCCCAAGUAUAAAAUACCAAAAGAUUUAAGGAUUUUAUCACCUACAGUGCAUAAUGGCAUUGGAACAUUGAGAGAAUUUGGAGGAGUGAGUCUGUUUAAAAGGAACAAAGCCUGUAUUUCUGAAACUUGAUGGCUAUGUUGUUCUUCAGGAUCUCGGACAACACUACAUUAAAAACAUACAUUAUUGUGAAGAAGGAAUCGAUGCGCUCAAAAUUGAAUCCAAAAACAUUGUCUGUGAGCACAGAAUGUUUAUUAACCUGCACCUGCUAAUGCAGGUUGAAAGAGUACCAUACAAAAAGGAAACUAAGUAUAAACACAAACAUGAUCCAGAGAUGUUGGCGCCUCCUCCUGGCCAUUUAAGAUGACAAAUUAAAAUUUGAUUUUCUAUUAGGAAAUCAGGAAACCUCUCCAAAGAAGGGAGGGGCUACUUUACUUAUCAAUGCAGUGUCUGUGACUCAUCAGUACUAAUGGCAUUGCACGUUUGUUUUUAUAAUUCAAAAUUAAUGAUGAAAAUGCCAAACCUCAAUUGAAUGUAUUACAUUAGCAGCAUGGUUCUGUGGUACAAGGGUGUAGGUGUUCAGUUGGUCUGCCUGUAGUCCCGACUUGCUCCCUGUUGAAAACAUUAGCUGCAUCAUCAAACAAACAAAAAAUUGACCCAGGACAGCUGAAAUCCUUUGUCAGGUAAAAUCAGACAUCAGUUCCUCUCAUCUUAUGUUUCAUUUCAAAACUCCAGAAACUGGUCUCCUUGGCUCCUAAAUAUUUACAGAGUGUUGUUACUCAACCCAAUGGUAAAUGUUGCCUCUUUAUAACCUAAAAACCAUUUGCAAGAUGACAAACCAUCAACUUCAGUCUCUAUCAACAUUUUACAUGGUAUGUCCACUAUUCAAUCUGUGAUUUAUACAGGUUUUUUUAUUUGUUAAUAAGGUUUUCCCUUCAAACAAGCAGCCCCCAUCCCUCUAUUCAAAAUCAGGCUGUGUUUUGUUUUGUUUUGUUUUUAUAAUAAGACAUUCCCACAGCUUUGUUUAAGUGUGGUUUCAUACACCAGUCUAUCUGAACAUUAUCAGGAAAGGACUCCUCCUGGACUCUCAUAUUCUCCGCGCUGGGUACCUAGGUUCUAUAAGGGGAGUUCUUGGCCCCCUGUUAAACUCUGGGAUGUGAGUGUGUGACCGCACUACUCUAAUAUUUCUUUUCUGGACACAUGGUAAAAAAAAAAUUUGAGCCAAAAGAAUGGGCACUAGUGAUGAUAUAAUAGUCGGGAAAGUACUUUGGUAUUUUACACAUCGGACCAGUUCUGUUUCAGGUCUUUGGGUGAUAUGGGCUGUUUACAUGAAACAACAUCCCUGACUCUAAACUUUAUAACUAGUGACAAGUUUUCUUCCCUCACCUCAAGUUUCUUUCUCUUCACAAUGGUGAACUGCAGUAUUUUCUUGUCUCUUAGUUUAUAGAUGAACUUCCUUUAAUCAAAACUGAAUUAAGCUCUCCAUCACUUGACUUUUGUUCCCUGUUGCUGAUAUUGUGGUUUCUAGCAGGCUGCUGAUAAUGCUGAGAUGAAAGAUAACAGCUUUGGAGGAGCGACAACAUCAAGUGCCGAAACGCAGGCCUCAGACGGAACAGGUAGGACUAAUCAAUCCUCAUGAUAACAAUGAACUAAUUCUGUGAUGUGUCAACAUGGAUGCCGAUUUUUUUUGUAUGUGAUUAUGUUUUCUUGUGAAAAUUGUUGAAUCAAAAACAAAACUGCUAUUGUCACACAUCAGUAGACAUUACCAUUCAUCUUCUCUCCUAUGCCUGGCAUGAGCUACAAUGGCUCUAAAAGUAGUUAAUGAGAAUUUAAAAAAAAAUAUUCAAGGUUAGAAAGUCCAGUAACUGAGUGUUGAGUUGUAAGUCGACAUUUUCUACAGGUAAGAGGCUGUGCUUUGAAACAUCUGCAUGGAAGAUUGGCCACAAAGCUUCAGUUGAAAGUUAAAGUAUUGAAAUCUCCCAAGUUACAAACCUGGCUGUGCUGAUGUUGUCUUUUAGCAAGGAUAAGAGUUUCUCCUGCACACAACUUCUACAACAACUUCUAUUAAUAAACAAACUAAAGAUAACAUCCUGCUACCCCUGCAUUCUUAUAAGUGCAGCACGAUGGGCACAUUCUCUCUACCAGCCGUAAUCCCUGUGACAUUAUUUAUACUCUAUUACAGCAUUGGAGGAAAGUGAGCGAGCUGUGAUAGAUCACAGACAGGGUGAUGCAGAGGAAACUCAGAAGGAAGAGGGAGGGAAGAGCUCAGAGAAAGUCUCCUGUAUCUUGGAACAUAAGCUAAUCAGUCACUCAACCCCCUCUAAGCCCAAUACUACCCCCAUGGAGUCCAGGACAGAGACGAGUAUAUCAGGUGAGAGCAGUUUUAGGUGGAGGUAUGGACACCAGAGGACACAUGUGGAGGACUGAGCACAUGGGUGAAGUGUUGUUUUUCUGUUUGUAUGCAAGCACUGGUGAUGGCCCCGCUGCACUUUCUGGGUUUAUAUGAAGGACAUAAUAAAAGGUUGAAACAUCUCACCUCUUCAUAACUGCACGGGUGUUUAAACUGAAGCAGUCUAGAGCUAGGAAUUAAAGCUUUUGUACAUUUGAUAAAAAAUUGGAGUAAAAAAAAAAAAAGCUGGCAGGACACGUACACCUGAGAAACAUGAGGACACGUGAUCUUCAUGCAUGUCGUUUUAACACAACACACUGGAGGAGCUGCAUUUAAAACUCAAGUUUUUCUACUUAUCAGUGAGAUUCACCAGAAAUUGAUGACAAAUCUCUGAGGAAAAUUUUAUCUUUUUCAAUACCUCCUAGUCUCAUGAUGCAAGUUUACCUAUUUUACUGGUAUUCUCACGUCAAGUGUCAUGCCCAAGGACACUGCAGCAUGUAGAGAGCAGGACCUGGGUUCAAACCCAGACCUUCCAUCACUACUACUGAGCCACAGCCACCUCUACAGCCGGGAACAGUAUUCACAAAGUCCACUGUGGUUGUAAAAUGUCUAGUAAACAACAAUAAAGUGAAGGUAUCUUGAUGAAAAAGAAAACUUCUUGUUUUAUCUUAAGGAAUCAAAGAGUUUUUCCCUCAUAUGUACGUCUGUCGGAGCCUUUUUUAAUUAAACCACCAGUGGAUUUGAGAGAUCAAUCAGCGGCUUUAGUUGAUAAGUAUUGUACAGAGGCACUUAAUAAAAGGUGUGACACAGUAUCAAACCACCUUGAACUAAAAUUGUUGCCCUUCUUUUUGAUACAACCGUGAAUGUUUCUUUCAACAGGUUUUGAGCUGAACUCUCAUGAUGACACCAACACGGCUGACAUUAUUGACCAGAUGUUCCAAGAGGUGCUGGAAUACGCUGAAACGAUGGAGGAGGAGAGUACAAAUCAUGAGGUUACUGAGGACCGCAACAACGGCACUGAAGCUGGCUCAGCUGAAAAUAUUAAGGUGAACAUGGAGGAAGGAGAGAAAAGUAAAGAAAAGGACGAAAUCAAAGAAGAAGGAGUAGAAGAAAAUGGCGAUGAGAACAAGAUGCUCGAUAAAGAUGAAGACGAUAUGCUGACUUUUCCACCUAGUGGCAUCCUGUCUCCUCUCAGCAAGUCUGUAGAGGCUGUGGUCACCCCUCUGGUAAGAUCACUUCAUAACUUAAAGCAAGUCUCAUUCAUGAAUCGAUAUUAUUGGGACUGUCAUUAAUAAAUACAUUUUAAAAAGCUUCAGAAUUUAAAAAAAAAAAAAAAAAGUAUAUGCAUUUUUCCUUUUAUAAUGCAUCAUAUUCCACCAACAGCGAAUUGUGGUCAGUCAGGAGGCUAACCCCCCAGCUCUACCCCUUACUCCAGAAGAGACCACCACACCUCCUGAAUCCUCUCUUCCAUACAGGUAAUCAUUUAUUGACUGGAACCAUCAGACUGAAACUCAGUCUGUUUUUCUCAGGCAGGAUAUUUAAAAUUAAACGGCUCAAAGUUGUAUGUAAAUUUUCAAAAGCACCUUUGAAUUUUCACAUUGAAUGCAGGUCCAACAGAGUCAUUGACUGUGGUGUCAUUCUUUGAGUGUUUUCAAAUCCUUCACACACAAAUAAUCUACAUUAUUUAAAAUAAAAGGUUCUGUCAAGUACAUACCACUGUAGUCCACAAAGUAUGACAAUUGGGAUAUAUAUCUUACAAAAACAUGGCACUUUUUAAUCAGCUUUACAGAAUGAAACCCCCCACAAUACAUUUAUCCUGAACUCAGUUGAAUUUAACCUGAAAACAAAACUAAAUUUCAUCAUCAAGAAAAUCCCAUCACUGGCCACAAACUGGUACUUAUGAGCUUGUUGCAGAGACAAACUUUACUGUCAGUUUUCAACGCCAUAUGUCUGAACUUAAUGUUGGUUUGUUAUCUGACAGUAUUGAUGCAUACCGUACACAAAGACAGAGCAAACCACCCACCAGUCAGAGCAUCACUCCUGAGGUCCAGAGACAAGCCCCUGAGAAGUCCCAACCUCAGCCCUCCGUCAACAUCAAGGAGAGAAUCAAGGUAGCACUAUAACUUUUUUUUCAGUCAGUACUCAGCUUGAGCUCUUAUUGUAACAGGACUUAUUGUCUCACAUAAACUUCAUACAUCAACUGUUUUACGAUUGCUAAAAGAGAAACUUGCUGUGUCUUCUGGACAAAGUAAAAUACAGUGUGAUAAGAGAAUAUUUUGCACAACACAAAACAAUUCAGAAAACAAGCUAAGUAUACAAUUGAGUAGACAGGCCAGUAGAGUACAUGUCCACAAUUGUGCUGCAUGACAUUUGACCGGUAGCUUUUCUGAACAUGUGUGAAGUCUUUGCUUUGCUUUGCUUUGAGAUAAGACUACAGGGCUAAUGUCAAUGGAAAGCUAUACAGCAAACAGGCGUGAGUGUAAGUUUGGUCACUGUGAUGUUUUAAAGUAAAGAGGGCUGCAUUCAGUCAGAGUGCCAUGGUGUCUGAUUAUUGUGUACUCUCACUUGCAAAUGUAGUUGGAUCCACACACAAAACAAGCCUGUCACUGCUUGUCGUCAUGUCUUCUGGUGUUUCUCAUUGCUGCUAGUUAGAGUGCCAUCAUACCGUGUAAUAAGUGUGAAGUAAAAGUGUCUUUGUCCAGGCUCUAAAUGAAGAAGCAGGAAAACUGCAGACUGUGAUCAGCCAGACUCUGCAGGCUCUGAGCUGCUGUACUGAUGAAGAACACGGACAAGGCUCACUGGUGGAGGCUGAAGCUGAGAAACUUCUGUUGGUGUCCUGUGAGAACAUUUUCAGAUUUUUUGAUUCAGUAGUUUUAAAGGAACCACUCUGUCUACACCACUGCAAGGUGUAAUGAAGUUACAACAGUGCUGCUUUUAUGAAGAAUGCUCAUGAAAACACAGAAACAAUGAUAAUGAAUUAUAACUAAUUAAUUAUUAAUUAAUUAAUCAGUGUUAAUUUCAAGAAAACAUUUUAAGCAGAAUUAAAAAAAAAUUUUCACAUUUCUGUUUCCUCAUGUGUAACUUACUCUUGAGAAUGAUCUUCUGUUUUGUAGGUGAGAAGCGCUCUGCCCUGCUCACAGAAAUGGCAAGACUGAGGGAGGAGAGGAACUCCGAGUCAGAGGCAGCAGAGGAGAACAAGGACUACAAUUCCCAGCAGCCAUGUAGAGGCACUGUGAGCAUCACAAACAUUCAGCUGCCUCUCAAAGUGGAAUAUGUCUGCUCUUCACGUAACCGCUCAGGUAACUCCACAAGGAAACCAUUUUUGUUCAUUUCUUUGUAUGACCCAAGUCAGAAACUUGAUGUAUCAACAUGAAUAUUGUGGCCGACACUCACUUGCUUUGUUUGUUUUUUCCCAUGUAGGACGGCCAAGUCACUACUUCUUCAUCCUGAUCCGCUAUGGACCCUGCAACAUCGUCGCCACUCCACUGGCCACGGCUGCUGAUGCCAAAAAUGGAGACACCAUCUCUUUCCCCACGUCUGUCACUCUGUAAGCUACAGCUCAUCUGCAAGACUGUGGUUCCUCUAUUUGACAAGUUUCUGAUUUUCUUCUUUAUUUUUAAAAGAUUUUGUUAUUAUAAAAGAGUAUCUUUAUGUACUGCAUCACCUACUCUCUCUGGUUAUUUCAGGAAGGACAUUCGCUCGACAUUUGAGAUUGAUGUGGAAGUCUACAGCCUGGUAAGACAAAGUAGUUUGACGAGCUGUUCUUACUUACUUGCUAAAUUAGAUCAAAGUUUAUUGAAAUAAAAUAAAUAAAGUAAUGAUUUUGGUUGAGCUGCAAGUCCAAGAGGCAUGUUAACCAAAUAUUCAAAUUAUUUUUACUUUCAUGCUGGCCUUAGGUUGACAUGCUGGUUGAUUAUGUUGUAGGCGACAUACAUUUAAUCCUUUUAAGGAUCCUGUGGUUAUUGUAUGGACCAGGGAUGGUUUCGGUCAACUUGUACUGAACAUACAUACCCAUACAUAGAUGUGCACACACACACACAUUUUUGUCAUUAUCGCCACUGCAGUGAGUCAUAGAGAAGUGGCACAGGCAGCUGAUUUGGAAAGGUAAUCUGCUAAGAAAGCCAUAUUAAUGGCAUUUGCAAGAUAAGUGCAUUUACAGGUGUGCUGGAAACAGUUUUUCCUUGAGCUUGGCAAGGCACCCAAGACGGAUGAGACAGUUUGGCCAGUUACUGGAUCUUCACCUGGAUAGAUAUGAUGUGAAUAUUAGGCUUAAGUGGCUUAAGUGAGGGCAGAUUUAGAGGAGGAUAGAUAUUGACCCCUAACAGCUCAUGUGUAUAUGGAGACACCAGUUAGAUAAACUGUACUGAGUAUUUUCUCAAAGCUGGCUGUCCACAUUGAUUAUGUUGAGCUUAAAAAAAAAAAAUAGAUGCAAGCAAAAUGUAAAUACACAUCUCUGAUAGAUUACGAGGUAAUUUUGCGAUGAUUUAUGUGCUUGUUUUUGUGCCAUAUAGACCAACAACUCGGGUAAUAACUGUACCGUGGACCGGAUUGGGAUCACCACCAAGUCACGGGUAUGUUAGUGAGCCAUAUAAUGUGCCAAGUGUGUACUUGUGAACAGCAGUCUAAUUCACCUUUCUUCUACAUUCAGGUCACACCCAGAAAGCUUCUGAACACGAUCACAGUGAGUAUCAUCUUUUACAUCACACCCAAAGGUUUUUUUGUUUUUUUUCACACCAUAUGACGAAGAAAGUCAACUUUUUCUUCUGUUUUCCACAGAGAUCCAACAACAGUCUGACAAGUAAGUUUUGAGGGUUUUUUUAUUAUGGAGAAUUUAUUAUAGAGAAAUGUUCUUUUGCUAAUAAGAAAAAAGCUACAGUUCAAUUAUUUUCACAGGGUCAGGUCUGUUUUGUAGACAGUUAUUAUGUUUCCACACACUUCUGAUAAAUAUGCACUUCUUUGUGUUUUAGCCGCUCCUCCUCCUGCACUCAACACUCGUCGCUCCAGUAACUUCAGUCUGGUUGGUUCUCACAAGAUCACCUUGGCCUCAUUGGGACGCAGCAAGUUCCCCCUCGAUAAGGUAAUGAUCAUUUCUGAUAUAUGAGGAAGGGCUGCGUACCUGGUUUUGGUCUCUGCAUCAUCAGGAGUCUAAGGUUAACAUUGAGCUACUCUACUGUCUACUAGAGGACUUUGUGUUAUGUAGCUAUAGCUGCAACUCCAAAAAUUUGGCACACUGUGUGAAAUAUGACCAAAAACAGAAGUUUACAGUUUCGAAUCACCUGAACCCUACUUUUGAUCACAGAGAUGUUGCAAAGAUGACUUAUCAAGAACAAUCUGCUAUUUUUCCCGCCUCAUAAAAAAUGUAUGCCCAUCAUAAGCUUGUUGCCGUCAACGAUUUCAAAGAAGAUGGGCACUUAGACAUGCCCACACUGGUUUUCCAGUCAUCUUUAAUGAGCUCAGGCCCAGAGAAGAGUUUCUGAAUCAUGUUUAUAGAGGGUUUCCUCUUCAUAUGACACGUUUCUAAUCUGCGUUUGUGAAUGUAGCACCAAACUCAUUUCACAGACGGUGAUUUUUGGACAUUAUUAAGAGCCCAGGCAGUGAGUUUUCAAUGAAGCACUGCCAAGCUCCAAAGAUCACUGCCCUCUGGCAUGUUUUUUUUCCAGAUUUGCUGAAUCUUAUCAUGAUAUUGAUAUUGAUGGGACCCCCCCUUUUUUUUUUUUAUCUUACACUUUGGAAUGUGAAUCAGAAAUUAUUGAAGUCUUUGCUGACACAGUCUCUCACAAAGUGGUGAUCCUCUUCCUAUCUUUAUUUCAGACAGACUCAGCCUCUCUUUAACGCCCAGUUCACUCACUUCGGAAAUGUUGUCUUUGCACAAUUUUUUUAAACAUGUCAGCUUUAAAUAAUUUUCUGCCCAUCACAAUCUAAUGUUAUCAUGUUAUCAGUAUUUUACACGGCACCCUCACAUUUUUGAAAUUGGAGUGGUAUCUAGGAUUUUGAUUUGCAAGUAAGGAAAAAAAUGUUGAAGAUUAUUACUUAGUUUUGUGAAAGUCCUUUAUCGGGAAUAACAUUGAAGUGAAGUGAUUUACAUGUUACACAUACACUGUCACCAGAUUUUGCACUCCUCUAUACUUCUGUGCUACAGGUCACUACAGUUCACCUGUUUUUACACCCCACUGACCUAUAAGGAUUCUCACUGUCACAUUGUUGGGCUCACUGGUGAUUAAAUCUUCUGCUUCCUCCCUCCCCCCUUCCCUCUCUCUCUUGCUUCCUUCACUCAGAUGAAACUUGAAGGCAAAAUCAGGAGGCUGCUGGGAGAUGAGUUUCAGGAAAAGGUCCCACUCUUAACACGGCACUGCCAUCUCUUCAUCCCUCUGUUUUCUCUCUCCAAGAACCUUUGACUCAUCUUUCCUGUUUCACUGAUUAACCACCCUCUCAGUGUGAAACUGUUUGUUGGUUUUGAAUGAAUUUUUACUCUUUCCUGUCUGAUCACAGCAAGUAAAUACAAAUAUAGCUCAUACUUUUCUGUAUGUGUUGUGACUCCAAACAAAUUACAUUUCUCUUUUUCUCCUUGAAUCAGUUAUCUUAGAUUAAACAUAACUAGAAGUGAACCUGUGUGUGGCAAACCAGCUGAUUAUACAACUUGAAUUUCCCUUCAACAGCAGCUAAAAUGUCUCCUAUCAUCUGGUGUGUUUUAUCAGAGCGUUUGAAUUUCGGGUAGCUUCUAUACAAAAUCACAUGAACAGCUUGUUGGAAUGAAAUUCAUCAAAAACAAUUGGUUUGCUUUCUGUUUUCUCUGUACGUCUUUCACUGCAGACCAGUUUAACCGUGUCUGAUCCCUGUUCUGCCUGAAUUGCAGGUUCCCUUUCUCUCUCCUCUAGAGGGCAACAUCUACAUGCAACUUGCAAGUGAAAGUCAUUCUGAUGUACAACACCAAGGCUUCCUGGUCAGUAACUGAAGAGAGCUAUUUGUGUGCAAGUGUGUGCGUAUGUAUGUGGAGCUCCCAUGUGUUUGCUUCCAAAUGACUCUCAGGCACCAGUAUUACACCAUGACAGGAUCAAUAUCUUGUUUACUGAUGGGUUACACUCUUUUAUUUUACUCCAGAAACAGAUAUAAUUUCACCUUCCUCAAAGUCCUCAAACUCCAACUGUAAAAUCUUUAAUUUUUACCUUGCUUAAAAUUUGUUCAACUAUGUUUCAAACACUGACCGAGUCAAACCAACUUUUCCAAACGCCAAAAUCACAGAAUCACACAAACACUUUCACUCAAGUGCCAGUUUUACCUCUUGACUUGUAAAAGAACGACAUUUAUAGUAGAGAUGCACCGAUCCAUUUUUUUCCAAUCCAAUCCAAUAUCUGGGCUGGGCGUAUCAACCAAUAUUUGAUACUGAUCCAAUACCACUGUUGAGUGAAUGAACUGUAUACCUUGCCCUGUGAGUGAAGGCAUCAGGCUUGACAUUAGCAUUGUUAAAAAAGGUGACAAAUUAACACAGUUAUAAAUUUACCAAAUUUUAAUUACUAACAAAUAACAAAUUUGACAUUAGCACACAGCAAAAAGAAAUGACUUCCAUGUAAACAUUUAGUGCAAAAGGAUAGUCAACAGAAUCGCUGUGUUGCUGUUUAUGAUAUUAAAUAACAGGAAAAAAAAGACUGGAUUGGAACGCUGGAUCGGCAUCAUUCAUCAGAUAUCUGAUCCGGUAAUUUGUCAAUAUUGGAGCCGAUAUCCGAUCCAAAUAUCGAAUCGGUGAAUCCCUAAUUUAUAGUUUACAAAGAGUCCUGUUUCUGUAGCGAUCACGUCAUUGUUGACCUAGAACUGCAAAAGCUUUUUAGAUUUACAUCUGUGCGAUAACGAUGAAGAUAUAUAACAUAGAUGAACAAAAGCUACUGACACCAGUGCAUGACUCAGUAUCUACAACUGUGUUGAUGUCAGUAAACAGAGCCGAUAUUUGAUGAUACUGAUGCUCCACUGCUUUAUUGCUACAUCCCUUCUUUAAAGCUCACUGAGGCAGGUUUCUUCAUGAGAAAUGUUUCUCCUGUAUGUGCUCCAUAUUUAAAAAACUGACAGAACAACACAUGAAACCCUCUUUGUAAAUCUUGAAUUUUAUAUUAGUUUCAUUUCUUGUACUUAAAACUCACUCUGCUCCUAUUUUGUGAUUCUGUUUCCAGACAAUGUUUGAGGUGAUCGGUGGAUUCGGGGUGUGGAAUCGUCAAUAUUUUGUUCUGGAGGGAUUUGAAAUGUACUACUGGAACCACCCCAAUGACAGAGAAACCAAGGUACUUAGCGGACCACUGCUCAGACAGUCUUUAGGUUAUUUCAUCGCAGGUUUUAUUCUGAUUUCUGUUUUUGUCUUUUAGAGGGCAGAGGGCAGCAUCUCUCUGUCCAGCUCCCACAGGCAGUGUGUGAGGCCAGUCAACAGGGACUCCUGUGCCCGACCUUUCACCUUUGAGCUUGUGAGCAACACCCCACAUCAGCAACAGCAGGAGGAUGUUGAACAACCUUCAGCCAAGUAAGAUUGAACGUAACCGAAAUGAUCGUACACACUUGAUCAUCUCAACAAUCAAAGAUUUUGUGUCCCAAACCUCUACAUUUAAAGACACUUGAUGUGUGUGUCUGAUUUUUUGUUUAACUCUAUUUGAAAUUUAUUUAUCCAGAAGAAAAGUCUCUUUUUCAAGUGUUUCAGAUUUACUUCAGCACAUUUCAACACAGUUUCAGAAAUACGACACAUCAACAAUUUCAAACUCAUAUCAACAUCUUCUGGAUGAUAUAACGUGAAGUCCUCGCUCAAAGCAUAAAUAACCUGAUGCAUCUUCCUCUAACCCCUUUGAUUUACUGUGAGUCUCUGUCUCUAUACAAUAUAAGAUAAUGCUGAGAGAGACUGUGCUUCUCUGUCCUUUGACUGCUUUUUUUAAGGAAAACUUGAUUCAGUGUCACUCAGACCUUUGUUUACAGUCAGCAUGAUGCUCUUCUGGAUGCAGCCAAUGAGUUACGUAAGAGGGAGUUUCACUGGAGAAACUCCUUUUUAUGACAUCAGUGUUUGGGUUGUUUCUCCAAAGUUAUUCUAAAACCCACAACGUUACUUUCUGAGAAAAAAUGAUCAUCACUGUCUCUGGAUUCUCUUGAGUUUGUCAUUGUGAGCCACUAGGUUUUGAUCUCGGAGUAAAUCCAUCUACACAUGCCUUCUCUCACUGUGUCUGUCUUUGAAUGGCUGUUUCUUCUUUCCCAAGACCUAGACCACACAGGAAGGCUGCUGUAGCUCUGUUGGUCUAUGCAGGACUAGAAAGGGUUGUAUGUUGUACAUCUCUGUGCAAAAGCUGCCAACAAAAUCUGUUCUUUGGUCUCUCUUUCCAUUGAUCCUCUGCUAACAAUGGUCGGAAGAGUAAACUGCUUUGCUCGCCUUCCACAUUUGAUAUGUUGGCUUUGCAUGUAGGUUUUGUUGCCGUCCCGGUGGGGUUGAACGCUCGGUUUUACAGUCUAUUUUUCAUUUCAGCGUGGACAACAUUAUUUUCUGAUAAACACCAUGGAUGAUUUGAAUGUGUUGAGCACUGUUACUUUUAUGAAGAGAGGUACUGAGCAUGUGCAACUCUUGACAAAGAUAAGAAUUAAGUAAGAUGGCUCACUUGCAUACUACUUUGGGAUAUACUGCAUCUGCUGUUGAUUUCUUGUACACUGGUUGGUUUGGUUUAUUUAUGGCACAUUUAAACAAACUUGAAUAGUAAAGAGACCUCAGGUACGACUAAAAAUAUCUUAAUCUUAAAAAAAAGACCAUCACAAGGGGUGUAUAAUAAUGGGACAAUUUGGGGAUAUUGCAAUGUCUCCCCGCUAACACCUGUGAGGUUGUGUCACCUUCACGGACCUAAAGCUCCUGGGAUGCACAAUUAAAAUGAGGAUUUAACAUCAAAGAGACAAAUCAAGAUCAAUUCUUUUAAUUCUCCUUUUUCUUGGUCUUCCAACUGUUAUAAAACAUUUCGUAUUUAUGAGCCAUGCAGACCCAAAAUAUGCAAAACUAGGAUAUGUGACUCAGACUGCCAGAAUUCCUCUUUAAUGGUGGGUAAAAGAGGACGGGAAGCAUUUGUGCAUAAAGGUAGACAAUGAAUCACAUAAGUCGAUGUUCCAAGAGGUUAAAAGAAUGACAUCGUCUAACAGGUUUGAUGAACUCAUGUAACAGAAGUUUGGACUAUGUUCUUGUUCAGGUGCUGGUUUUCUGCUGACACCAAACAAGAGAGAUUGGACUGGAUGGAGAGUCUGAACCAGGUUCUGUUGGACUGUCACACAUGGAACCGAACAUCAGCAGCCCAAACAGCGAACCGGCAGUCAGACACGUCCAGCAGUGGGAACCUGAGGGAGAGCAUACUGUAACGACAUCAACAAGCCAGUGAUGUCCUACAGUCCCUCAAACCCACAGUUUUGUUGCACACAGAUGAGCUGAUAUUAGGGAGCUCAAAGCUGCUGCUGGUGCUGAUCUACUUCUGCUGCUGAGAGUUUGUUUCAGAGUCAGAAUGAAUUCUUAUCAGAUUGUAUUGCAGUACAUUUAUUAUCCUUUAUGUUGAUUUAUCUUUGAGAGAUAUCUUUUUUUAUUUUUCCUUUUGAAUAUGAGUCUGAUUCGGGAAAAUCAGAUAGUUCUUUGUUUUCAGUUUCUGUUUUAAUUUUUUAGUUUUUUCUCACCAUGAUUAUGUGAAAAUCUGGUUUAACUUUGAGUUAUUUUCUUAUGGCAAUCAACUGUUAAGCUUUUGUUAACGGUAUUAAUUGCUCACUUAGAGUUGCAGAAGCACAGCUCUUGUAGCCUAUAUAUUUUUUUAAACGCACUCAUAUUUAGAGAUUUAUUGUAUUUUUUUUUUCUAUCAUUUAAACUGGAAGGAUAUUCACAUUUAUAUAGACGCACUAAUAAAUAUUGAUGUGAAGGAAGUCUGUAGCUCUUUAAAAUGAUAUAAAAUGUGAAUGUAUCGAUAACACACUACAAUUCAUCGACAUACAGAAGGGUUUCUAGUUAGUGUCACAAUGGAAGAUUACCUUACAGAUACAGUGACUCCAUUGGCUUCUGUUAUGUGAAAGAAAUGACACCUUUGACAUAAUUGGCUUUUAUUUCUUUCAAACAUGAGUAAACAACAUCCUAUUCCUCAAAAUAAUCUGUUUAAAAUCAAUUUCUGUUCCUCCUGACAGCACAACAUGUAUCUCACUGGUGCCUUUGGGAUUUAUUUUUCUCCUGCAUACUGAAGUGCAUUUUACCUUUGUGUCUCUGCCCAUACUCUAAGCAUUUAUUCACAUAUUUAGAGACAUGUUUAAUUGAUUGUAUGGCGGAUGAAAAGGCUGGUGAAGUAAAAGCGAGGAAUGAAGGGGUGCUGCUAUUAAUCUGGAAGUCUGUAUUCUCCUAUUGUCUUUAUGUCUUUCUUUCUAUCAGCCUAUCUGUCCCUGUUUUUCAUGUAAACUCUUAAUUCAGUGCAUCCACAAGAAGGUACCCAUUAAAUAAAUGGAUUGAAAAAUGGCUACAAAAAUUGGUUGACUUGUCCAGUCAUUGCUUUUUCAUGCAAGUGUAGGUACAGUUGUGUUACAUUCCUCAAAGAUGGUUUGGGAAUGAGGGCAGUAACAACAAAAUAAAAUUCAAUGAGCAGGUUAGUAACACACCAUAAGUGAGUACAAGGACAUGACAGAUAGGCCCCUUGAGUCAUGAUGGGAAGGACCCAACAAUUUCAGGAAAAGUAUCCCCAAAGAAUGUAGUGAUAGAAUGAAAUGUGAGAAGGCUGAAAGUUAAGAAUUUGAAGAAAAAGUGGCGAGACAGUUGUCUAACAUUCGUCUGAUCCUACCCAAGGUUUCUGCCUGUUCACAGGAAGUCUUUCCUUGCCACUGUCACUCAUGUGAGAUGAGAUCCCACCAAACAUCGGACGUCGAAAAGACGUGCAGAUCAAGUCAGUAUUGGGUCGGUCCAUCGAAGACCACAUCUAGACGUCAGUGCGACGUCUAAACUAGACCUUUAGACGUCGCUCCGACCUUCAGAAUUUGGACGUCAUCUGAUGACCAAAUCUCGACAUCGGGUUAACGUGCAAAAUAGAUCCAAUAUUUAGAUACUCAUUCUGCACCUCUAGAGGACCUGAUUUCGAUGGCCAAUUUCGACUGAAAUUGCAACGUCAUUUGGACGUCCAAAUCGGACGUUGAAAUGACUUUCAUUCUGCACCUUCAGGAGACGUGAUUUAGACGUCGAAAAAUUACGUUAUAUAGACCUAAUUUCAAAUUCGCAUUGCGCAGUGGGAUGGGUCAAACCUGCACCAUUUCAAGGUUGGGUCUUGGUAAUUCAUCAAACAAUGAGCGUGGCAUUUUAUCAUGACUUACAAGGUCAGGUAUUAUAAUGUGUUAUUUUUAUUGUUAUACAGCCUUAUGAUAAUCAAUGAGUGUUUAUAAUGAUAGUUAAACAAGUUUAUAAGCAAAUUCUAACAUAUCAUAAAUAUAUGUAUAAUGCAUUAUAUAUGUGGGCAUUGUCAGUAAGUUGUUAAUAGUUAUAACACAUUUUAAUACCCGACUGUAAGUCAUGAUAAAAUGUUUUAUAAUGCGUUAUGAUUAUUGCUAUAAAGCAUUAUGAUGAUUUAUGAGUGUUUAUAACUAUAGUUAUACAGUGCUAUAAUGUGAUUAUAACACAUUAUACAUAUAUUUAUAAUGCGUCAAAUAAAGUGUUACCAAAAAAAAAAUAUCAAGGUGAGUGCAGAUGUCCCUGAAAAGUUGAUUCACAGCCUGAAAUGAAUCUCCAUCACUUUAACGUCACCUGAUUCUUGUCUGUUUAUCUCAUUUACAUUCAGCAGUGGAGCCAUAGAUCUGCCAUACAUACUAAGCUUGAGAGUAGCAGGAAGGCGGCUCAGGUCAGGAAUGUCAUACAGGAAGUAGUCUAGAAUUAGACUUCCUGUUCGUCUCAUAGCUCCUCUGGGUGGAGUUGCUGCAGGGUGUUGUGGAGCUCAAGGUGAUGACAAUUAUAAAGGGAGGGUAGCACUCCAUUCUGCCUUCAGGACACAAAUACAGCUGUGAUGAAUCAACCAGCAGCAGUGGCACAGCACAGUGACUCCAAAUUCUGGUUGAAGAGACUGGAACAGUAGUUUUCCACUUUACUGCAGUCCACCUCAGAUGGUCUCCAGCCCUGGGAAGUCCCAUUUCUUUAUGAGGAAUUUCCUCCCCUGAAGUUGUCAAAACUGUAUCUUUAAACCAUGUUCAUUUCUUUUUUUUCCCUUUAAUAUCUUCCUUUACACAAGCAAUUAUGAUCUCAUGGUGGCUAACUGAUUAGUUGGUGAAUCAAAUAUUGAACAGCUGGUGGAGAGUCAGUCAUCAGGUACAAAAAAGGAAUAGUUUGACAUUUGUGUGGAUGCCUGGGUUUGUCUCUAUCUUUCUUAUUUCCUCCUGCAGAUCAGCUGUGCUAUGCUAAUCAGGUUACUGUUAUUAUAUCCUCAGCAGAGAGACAGACUGAGCAACCAGAAAACACAGACAGGAAGUAACUUGACUGCAGCGAGUCUCACUGUCGGUGAGAGAACGGCAGGUCGGCGUCCCUGUUGUCUAAAGUGAUCACAGUCCCACCCUGCUGGAAUACUCUCUGCACAACAUCCUGGUGGGUCAACCUCUGCUCUCUUCCUUACAUGGCUCUGCAGGACAUUGUUCCUGCGUGGCAGACAUACAAGAUAUAAUAGGGGGGAGGGCGGCCUUGUUAGUGUGACUAACAAUGCCAACCACUUUGACGAACACGGUGAGACACAGAGACACAAUGUUAGUCUGGUGAUGUCACACAGCCUUUCAUAACAAAGGAGUUUUCAAUCUUGUUAAAUUAGAUCUUCAGUUUCCCCUUUUUAUUUAUUGUUGCUAUUCUUGAUGUCUUCUAAUAUUUGUCAUUAUAAAAUUUCUAUUUCUUGUGGUAAGAUCUUAAUUUUUUAAAAAGAUUUACAUAAGUUUGGGCUAGAUAAGUUAAGUAAUUCUUCCUCAGUCAAUGUAUUUGAUUUACUCUGCUCUCAGCCCACUGAGCAAUAGACGGCUAAUCGUUUUUUUAGACCUAAUUUCAACCGUCUAGAUUCUGUAUAUUUUUAGACGGAAUUUAGACAUUGCACUUUAACCCAUUAUUCGAUAACUAUUUAUUUCAAAAAGCAACUGUGAGUUGCACUACUUGGUCUAAAUUUAGACAUCUAAAAAACUUUCAUUUUUAGACCCAUGGUAGCCUGAUUUUAGACCAGUUGUCUAGGCUACAUUUAGACGUCUGUUAGACCUCUUUUACACCAAAAAAUGCUCAAUGGGAGGGUUAUAAGAGAAUUAGCUAAAACAACUCUGAUUCAAAGACUUGUAAAAAGUAAAUGUCAAAGCAUCAAAUUCUAAAUAAGAGCAUUAUUAAUGUCCAAAAAUAAAAUGUAUUAGUUUGAGUAAAUAACUAAGCUGUCCUAAACUCUUUCUGAAACUCAUUUAGUCAGCCAGGUCCUAUUGAAGUCAUUUCUUGAUUGAGAACAGGUGUGGCAGUAAUUAGGCCUGGGUGUGGCUAGAGAAAUUGAACUCAGGUGUGAUUAACCACAGUAAGUUAUGUUUUACCUGGGGGGGGGCAGCCACUUUUUCACACAGGGCCACAUAGGUUUGGAAUUUUUUUCUCCCUUCAUGAUAAAAACCUUCAUUUAAAAAUGACAUUUUAUGUUUACUUGUGUUGUCUUCAACUAAUAUUCAAAUUUGUUUGAUGAUCUGAAACAUUUAAGAGUGACAAACAUGCAAAAAAAUAAGAGAUCAGGAAGGGGACAAACACUUUUUUCACACCCCUGUACAACAUUACCCUUGUUUAAUGAUAGACUCAAGCCAAAUGUUGAGUAAUAUCUGAACAAACACUCUAAAGUUUGCCAGCAACUUCGAAUAAUGUACAGCCUAAGAAGGAAUUAGCUGAUAAAAAAGCCAAACAUCACUUCUGGCUGGGCCGAGAAGGUGCAUUUGAGUCAACCAGCAUGUGAUCCGUGUGAGAGGAAGCAACUUUUCAGACCAGCGAGUGGCAGUAGUCUGUAUUUUCCAAGGAAGGAGGACCUGAAUCACAGACAUUCACAUCAGAAGUUCUCAAAGUUUGGGGUUCGAUGAAGGGGGUUGCAAGAUGCCUCUCAAUUUUGAAAUAUUCAUAACUACAUAUCCUCUCUUAUUUAAUGUAACAGUCAAGAAAUAAUAAAUAAAACCAUGUGAAUCAAAGAAUGUGUCGUCAUGAAGCCACAUGAGGUUUUAAUGUCGGAUAAACAUAAUUCAUAACUACAGCAGGUUUACUCACAGGAAACAGAUUUACAUGUUCAGCGAACAGACGAGCUAGAUUAUUAUAUUUCACCUUAAGACAGCUUGAAACUCUCUCUCUCUCUCUCUCUCUUUUGGGGGGUCUGCCUGUUUAUGUUCGGACACACUUGUGAGCAGUGUUGAGCCAUUUUGCAGGCUGGAAAGUUGGGGAAACCUGGUCUAAAUGAUGCCACCCAUUGGUUUGUGAAGAAGAGUCAUACAGCCCAAACAUGGUGGUUGCCAUGUUGGAAAUGCUGGGUCCAAAAUAAGGAGAUUAAAAUGAAACCUAAUGGGGCUGUCUUGGCCUUUGCAGUCAACUUUAAGUGGACAGUAGAGGAGCUGCAAUUGUUGGUACUAUCAUGUUGGUAACACUUGAUGUUGCUGCUUGAUGUGAGUAUAAAUUGUAAGCAUCAUAAAAUAUCAGGAACAGUCAUACUGAGAGUUAGAGGAUCCUUUUCUCAUAAGGUGACACUGGACUUUUCCACCUAAACAAAUAAAAUCUAAGGGUAAUCCCUCACAUUCCCCUGAAAAUAACCCACUCACAAGAUUUCUCCAAGUUAGUGCUUGUCCAAAAUAAUUAAAAGAAUUCCAGGGCAAAGUGCAGAAUUGAGUGAUGUUGAUCCACUGAUCCCUCUUAGACAGCAUGUUUGUGCUGGCUCUAGUCUGCAGUCCAUUUGGCACCCUCCUUGCUGUGUUAUGAAGAGGUCCGGGAAGCUUGAAGGCGUAAACAGAGCGACGGGGUCAGGGAACUUCACUGACUGCAAACAAACAAACUUCCUCAGUGGUAGUAGCUGGUGGUGUUCAAACAGCUGCAGAGGAUCAGAAGAGGGUCAAAAACACAGCCUGCAGUUGUUUCAGUGGAAAAAUCCAAUACAACUCACUCAGCAACAACAAUAGAGACACAAAGUCCACCUGCCAGCUGAUACGACAGUUUGAGACUGGCUAAUGAAUGAAUGAUGGUCAGAGUCCCACUGAAGUCAUCUACCUGUUAAAUGCAGCCAAAUGAUAUACUAGGAACAUGUACCCCAUUAGUUUCUGUCUCCUUUGUCUUUCUUUGACACGGGCCUGCAGGCUAAUGACUGAUGCAUUAUUCAUCGUCUCUUCCUGUUUAAAUGCUUCUUUAAGCAUCAAGGAGGCUCUCAGAUCCCCAAGAGGUUUUGGUGGAAUGCAAGGUCCACUUUACUUCUACACCCUUCAAACCGUAGUGACUACCACCAUCUGGAUUUUGAGGAUGAAAUACUCUCUUCAAAUUUCAGAGCAGUUGCAGCUGGGCUCUUAGAUAUCAAUGUGUUGUAUUACCUCUUCUGUGAGCAAACAUUUGGAAACUGAGGAGACAAUUGUGGUAACACUUUACUUGAUGCCUAUCUCUAUAAAGCAUUAUGAAUAUAUGUAUAAUGUGAUUAUAACACAUUAUUCAUAUAUUUAUAAUGUGCUAUAAGGAUAGGCAUCAAGUAAAGUGUUACCAC
Xyrichtys novacula (pearly razorfish) is the source of this 24693-nucleotide messenger RNA. Lineage: Eukaryota; Metazoa; Chordata; Actinopteri; Labriformes; Labridae. The record is from the annotation of a GenBank genome assembly.